GGUAUUAUGGGACUUUUCAGAGGAUCAACACCAAAUGUUUUACGUGCCUCAAUUUUAACUGCAACUCAAUUAUCGACCUAUGAUCAUGUGAAACAUUUACUUCUCAAAACUGAUUACUUCCAAGAUAAUAUCUAUACUCACGUGACAGCUUCUCUUGUUGCUGGUCUUUUGAGUACCAUUACAACUAAUCCAGCUGAUGUUAUCAAAACCAGAUUGAUGGCAUCCAAGACUGAAUAUACAGGUCUAAUUGAUUGUACUGUUAAAACUUUGAAAAACAAUGGAGUGAGAGCUUUUGCAAGUGGAUUUGUACCAAAUUAUAUUAGAAUUGGAUCUCAUUGCUUACUUACACUUCCUCUCUAUGAAGAAUUGAGAAAAUUAAUGGGUUUAUCAACUGUAUAA
Naegleria gruberi is the source of this 399-nucleotide messenger RNA. RefSeq lists its product as uncharacterized. The transcript has a single exon. The record is from RefSeq and is a predicted model, not a curated record. NCBI's taxonomy places the organism in Eukaryota, Heterolobosea, Eutetramitea, Acrasida, Naegleriidae. The annotation marks the transcript as partial.